AUGCAAGAAGCACAAUCUGGAGUUUGUGGAUCACAUCAAUCAGGGCCAAAACUGCACUUUCAUAUAAAAAGGAUGGGGUAUUAUUGGCCAACAAUGGUGAAAGACUGUUUGGACUAUGCGCGAAGUUACAAAGCAUGCCAAUUUCAUACAAAUUUUAUACACCAACCUCCUGAGGUAUUACAUCCAACUGUUGCAUCUUGGCCAUUUGACGCUUGGGGGCUAGACGUGGGUGGACCGCUACCGAAAUCUUCUGGUGGCCACUUGUACAUCUUAGCUGCAAUGGAUUACUUCUCAAAAUGGACUGAGGUUGUCGCCCUCAAAGAAGUAAAAAAGGAGAAUAUGGCAAACUUCAUUCGAGUAAACAUCAUCUAUCGUUUUGGCAUUCCUAGUUAUAUCAUAAUAGAUAAUGGCAAGCCGUUCUCCACCAAAUUGAUGACUAAGAUUUGCGAGCUUUUUGGCUUCAAGCAACGAAACUCGUCUAUGUAUUAUGCUGCUGCAAAUGGACUAGCUGAAGCAUUUAACAAGACCUUGUGCAACUUGUUAAAGAAGGUCGUCUCCAAGUCUAAAAGAGAUUGGCACGAUAGAAUGGAAGAAGCUCUUUGGGCAUACUGA
Lycium barbarum (goji berry) is the source of this 612-nucleotide messenger RNA. RefSeq lists its product as uncharacterized. The record is from RefSeq and is a predicted model, not a curated record. The coding region runs from base 1 to 612 and encodes 203 amino acids. The transcript has a single exon. Gene Ontology annotation, molecular function: nucleic acid binding. NCBI's taxonomy places the organism in Eukaryota, Viridiplantae, Streptophyta, Magnoliopsida, Solanales, Solanaceae. Gene Ontology annotation, biological process: DNA integration.